This is a messenger RNA of Pocillopora verrucosa, 3108 nucleotides long. Its product is annotated as headcase protein homolog. Lineage: Eukaryota; Metazoa; Cnidaria; Anthozoa; Scleractinia; Pocilloporidae. The record is from RefSeq and is a predicted model, not a curated record.
ACGACAUGCAAUGUAAAUAGGGCUAAUCUGCGCUGUACAUUAGGAAACACUUUGCAUGUUGGAAAAGGACGUGGAAGUUGGUUAUAAAGGGAACUGAUCUCAUUGUUUUUGGGUGGGAACUGAGUUAUCAAUAUGCCUCACUCGAAAGCGCAAAAACAGAAAGUUCGAGUUAGCAUGAGUGAAGACACUUGUUCCGACCACGAGGAGGCGGAAAGAGAACAUUUCAUCGCGUGUUGUCUGCCAAAAGGAUGUCCUUUAAAAACUUCAGUCGAUUUGCCGACCUCGGUUCGGGUUAUUUGCAACAACGACGCUUGCCGACAGAGCGGCUAUAUGCAUAGUGAGUGUUUUGACGACUUCGAGGAAGAAAUUCUUGCGUAUUUACGAGGAACAGGUCGAGCACGUAGCUGGUCGGAGAAGCAGAGACGCCAAAACAUAUGGACAAAGAAAGGCUAUGACUUGGCUUACAAGUGCUGCGCUUGCCAAUGCGGUAAAGGGCAUUUGCGAAAGGACCUUGAAUUUGUGCCUCCGAAGCCCGAAGAAGUAGGAGAACUUCAACUACAACACCAGACAAAAGGCAAAAGAAAGAAGAAGAAGAAUAAUGAGAAACCUUCGGUGAACGUCGUUUCAACGUCGAGUCGUCCUCGUAGAAGCUCUCAGUCGUCAAACUGUAGCCAGUUAUCGGAAUCGCCACCGGAGCGAUCGCCGAUUUCACCGCAGCCGAAAACACCAACGAAGAAGACAAGAGCAAAUUCGCAUGAAAAUACUUACCACUUCUUCGGCGAGGCGUUCAAUCAUGGCGCCAAUCAUUCGAACACACUUUCUUCGCACGCGAACGUAUUGAGUACCUUUUUGAAAAGAGCAGAUUUUAGCUCGUUUCAAGGCGUUUUACCCAGGCACAAAGUCAACCCUUAUCACAUUAAAAUGGAAGACGAGAUGAACGACGAAGCGCGUCAUUUUGUCCUAUCGAAUUUGUCGUCUCGCAUGACGUGCACUGCGAGCUGCGUGCUCUGUUGUCGGGAGCUACCAGUUUUCGACAGAUAUCCACUUAUCGACGGAACAUUUUUCCUGACACCGAGACAACUCAACUCGAGCUGCGUAGACGUGUCACAGAACGGUAAAGCGCAGUACCUCUCUGCUGUGUGUCUACACUGUUUGGAAGGUAUUCCCAAUCGUGUUAAGUGUAAACUUUGCAACACAGAGUGGGAUGGAUCCUCUCAUCAGCUGGGCACCAUGUACUGUUACGAUAUAUUUGCUGCAUCUCCAUGUUGUCAGCAGAGAGUGGCCUGUCAUUCUUGUGGAAAACCUGUUGUGGAUCUAAGCGAGGGCAAGAAAUUCUUCUGGGAGUACUCACAGGCAAUGAAGUGCCCCCAUUGUGGAGUGUCAGGUUUUCAUUGUAUAAAGGCUAUUUCGUACUACGAACCACCGGAUCCAAUACGGUAGUCAGAAAUGUGUACAAUUGUUACAAUUAAACACCGUGUUGCGAACAAACCGGAUUAUUUGAUGUUGUGAGUGGCCAUGGAUUAGGUGUGGCUAUGGUCUUCAAUAAUAAAAAAGCAGCACCCAUCCUUGAAUGAGAAAAGAAGCAAAUACAUUGUGAGUUUGAAGAUUAACUCUCAUACUCGGAAAUAGCAAUUGACAUCUGUUUAUUUCAAAAGAACAAUGGUUUAUCAUUCCUGUAUUGUUGUAUUGAUGCCAAAUUGUGAGGAAUGAGGAAGUACAUCAUUACUGCUCAUAAAUGCUUAGUGCAUUUUUAAAAAUGUUUUCACAGAGUACAAUGCAGAACUAAGUCAACCAUACUUGACAGUAGGCAGGCAGAACUGUCUGUAUCACCCUUCCCUGGGUGAAAUGUGUCUAAUGCGCAGAAGCUGUCAGUUUGUUCUUCAGGCUAUUACUUCUAACAAUGCUUUAUGCUGAGAACUAAUUUAAGUGAAGCUGCUUUCUCCCUAGCUCAUUAGAGAAUUCCAUUUAGAAUCUUGGCAAAAAAUUGCCAGAAUUCUACACAAUUAUUACAAUCAUGGAAAGGGUGGCAUACGGUCAAAGUUUCAUGUAUUCUUCCUGCAAGCCUGAAAUUGGAGGUGUUAUAGUUUCAGGGAUAAGCAUUGAUGCAAGUAAUGAAUGAAAGAGAAUAAUAUUUUAAAAAUUGUGUGGUAAAAAAUACCAAAUGCUAUUUUUAAGUUAAGCUCAUGUAACAACUUCCAAUUCGAGUUCACCUUUCACCCAAAUGAGAGACAGAAAUACAUGAUUGUAAUUACAAGUGUAUGCUAAAUGCACUGUCCAAUCUGUGUUAGUUGACUAUAGUAGGCCAGUGAUAUAAGCACCACAACAUCAACUAUGUUUUCUUCCCAGCCUUUCUUUUAUUGCUCACCAAUCUCAUCUGCUCUCAUGUAUGAAAGAAGUUCCAAAGGAUCAGCUGAUAUUAAGACUAUUAAAAUCCUCAGUCUGGCAGACAAAAGUAUAUAAAAGUGGUGUCCAGUUCAAAAAAUCCUAAAACAGCAACAUGAAAAAGCCUGUUGAAAUUUGUACUACAAAUCACACAUUUUAAUGAGAAAAAAUUUCUUACAUUUCAACUUUAGAGUGGCUUGAUGCAAGAGACUUUUAAUCAGAUCUUUAUUCAUGUUCAAAAUUAUUUUGAGUAAAUCAAAGUGUAAUUUAAAUUGUUCAGAUGCCAAGGUAGCAUUAGGUUUCUCCUUAAAGAGAUUUUAUGGAACCCUACAUGGUAAGUCAGGUGAUGCAAGCAUAAUCAAUAUGUGUUUCUUCAACUUUUAAAAACAACCAUAUGAAAACCAUGAGGCCUUGGAACUAGGCAACAUAAGACUUGACUUCCUUUGAUCGUAUAGCCUUUGUUUCUUGUUCUUAAAUAACAUCAAAAAUACUCACUGUAAUAUCUUGUUUAUUAUCUACUGAUAGUCUGUCGUUUUUACUGCUGAAGGAUUUUGGAAGAGCACCACACACCAUACGCUUUUCAGUCAUUGUACUUAAACACCUCAUUGUCGGGUGAAGAUUGCAAAAUUGAACUAAUGUAUAUGUGUAUGUGUGUAUUUGUUAUAAAUAUUGUAAUAACCAUUCAAAAAAUAUUCAUGCAUGAAUUAAAACCUUGCAUUACAUUGA